GGGGAAGUUCUCGCGUGAACAUCCUGCAGAGAGUGGACAGAAGUCUCUAAAGCCCUCAGAGUUGUCAACAAAUCUCUGCGAAGUGUUAUAUUCACAUUUGCACACGAAUACCCCGAUGCGCUUGUUUUUACAUGCAGCAGAAGCACUUCAUUCGUGUUCACAGUCUCGCCAUUUAGUCCUCGGUUGAAGUUUCGGAUUGUUUUCUCUCAUCUGUGUCGCUUAGCUGGUUAGCGUAGCUCCCACAGCCGCCCGGAUGCGCUGAAGCCCCGCAGCUUUAGCUUCAGCAGCUCUGGCCUUCCGACGUGCACAAGCGGCUUCAGUCAUGUCAGGCGCACGGCAGCAGCAGCAGUCCGGCGGCACGCCGGGAUCCGUUCCCGGAACGAGCUCUGGAAGUACGAGCAGCGGGAGCGGCGGGGCGCAGAACGGGAGCAGCUCGGGUAACGGAGUGUCCUCGCGGACUUUAGGCACAGGAGCCGAGGGGCAAAGCGCUCGGCAGGGUUUAACUAGCAGGAAAAGACCCCUUUAUAACGGUCUUAUCAAUCCUUAUGAGGACAAGAGUAAUGAUUUUGUAUGCCCUAUAUGUUUUGAGAUGAUAGAGGAAGCUCACAUGACAAAGUGUGGCCACAGUUUCUGUUAUAAAUGUAUACGACAGAGUUUGGAAGACAGCAACAGAUGUCCAAAAUGUAAUUAUAUAAUUGACAAUGUGGAUCAACUAUACCCCAACUUUUUAGUAAAUGAACUAAUCCUAAAACAAAAACAGAGAUCGGAGGAGAAGCGUCUGAAACGGGACCAUCCUAAUGGAACCAAAUGGCAGGUUUUCCAGGACGUCCUUGGCGCAGAUCAGGAGAAUAUGGAUUUAGCGAAUGUCAACUACAUAUUGGAGUACCUGUUGCAAAAAAAGAAACAACUGGAGGCGGAAUCACAAGCCGCCCAGCGCCAAAUCUUGAUGGAAUUUCUGAAAGAAGCCAGACGAAACAAAAGAGAGCAACUGGAGCAAUUACAAAAAGAACUCAACUUCUUAGAAGAGGAUAUCAAAAGAGUUGAGGAAAUGAGUGGGAUGUACUCACAAGUGAGUGACAUGGACCCCAAUUUAGACAGCACUGUUCCCCAGUUUGAAGCUCCCUCUCCUGCACCCAGCAGUAGCAUAAUAGACCCCGCCGAAUACAUUCAACCCCCUUUUGGUGCAAGCUCACAGGGUAAAAGGCAGACGUGGUACAACAGCACUCUUGCAUCACGGCGGAAGCGGCUGACCGCACACUUUGAGGAUCUGGAGCAGUGUUACUUCUCCAAUAGGAUGUCUAGAAUAACAGAUGACAGCAGGACUGUUAACCAGCUAGAUGACUUCAUGGAGUGUUUAUCAAAAUUUACCCGUUACAACUCUGUGAGGCCUCUGGCCACCCUUUCAUACGCUAGUGACCUCUAUAAUGGCUCCAGUAUUGUGUCCAGCAUUGAGUUUGACCGCGACUGUGAUUACUUUGCCAUUGCCGGUGUCACUAAGAAAAUUAAAGUGUUUGAGUAUGGAACUGUGAUCCAGGAUGCUGUGGACAUUCAUUAUCCUGUCAACGAGAUGACAUGUAACUCUAAAAUAAGCUGUAUCAGCUGGAGUAGCUACCACAAAAAUCUGUUGGCCAGCAGUGACUAUGAAGGCACUGUCAUUCUGUGGGAUGGGUUUACAGGACAGAGGUCUAAAGUCUACCAGGAGCAUGAAAAGCGAUGUUGGAGUGUGGAUUUCAACCUCAUGGAUCCUAAGCUCUUAGCGUCAGGAUCAGAUGACGCAAAAGUCAAGUUGUGGUCCACUAACCUGGACAAUUCAGUAGCCAGCAUUGAAGCGAAGGCCAAUGUAUGCUGUGUCAAGUUUAGCCCGACCUCUCGCUAUCACCUUGCCUUUGGUUGUGCAGACCACUGUGUUCACUACUAUGACCUGAGAAACACUAAGCAGCCCAUCAUGGUAUUUAAAGGCCACAGGAAAGCAGUGUCAUACGCCAAAUUUGUCAAUGGGGAAGAGAUUGUCUCUGCUUCAACAGACAGUCAGCUAAAACUCUGGAACGUGAACAAGCCCCACUGCCUGCGCUCUUUCAAAGGACACAUCAAUGAGAAGAACUUUGUGGGUCUGGCAUCUAAUGGAGAUUAUGUAGCAUGUGGAAGUGAAAACAACUCGCUAUACCUUUACUACAAGGGGCUCUCCAAGACGCUUCUCACUUUCAAAUUCGACACUGUGAAAAGUGUCCUAGACAAGGACAAAAAGGAGGACGACACCAAUGAGUUUGUCAGUGCAGUUUGUUGGCGAGCACUACCUGAUGGGGAGUCAAAUGUGCUGAUUGCAGCCAACAGUCAAGGAACAAUCAAGGUACUUGAGCUGGUCUGAAGGUCCACUUGAAUCGAAUUGGAAGCUUUUAAUGAACUGCUGCUUUACUGGCAGUUUGUUGAAAUGGGGCUAAAGCUUGGAGCAAACAUUUCCAAGAAGCAACCGGCAGAACUGGUUUUUAUCAGCAUUAUAUUUGUAAAGGACUUGAUCAUUCUGCAUCGUCAUACUAUCGUUGUAUGUAAGGACCUGUUUGUGCUAACGGGGGCUGGUGGUGAAUGCCUCUUUUUGACAAAAUUUUCUGAAUAAAGGUUUUGACAGAUAAAGUUAUUGCACAUCUUUGAAUGUGGAGGGAAAGAAGCGUUUUGAAAUGAAACCCGCGUUAAACCUUUACAAGAGAUCAUUCUAGCCAGACCGAGACCUACGAGACAUUUAAGGCCAAAGCACAAGACCAUAACACAAUGAAAUACUUUUUGUUGUAUAAAUUAGCAGAUUAUUUUUGAGCCUGAUGUAUCCAUAUAUGUUUUUCAUACACCGUGUCUGUAUAUCCCUAAGAUAUGUAUGAGCUUUGGCAUAUUCCAGUGGCCUUCCCCAAUGGAAUUACUGAACCGUCUUUAGCUUUUGUUUUUUGUUGGUUACGUGGACAUUCUUAUAUUUAAAGUAUACAUAAUUUGAUAUUCCAAUUUACUUAUCGUAUGUCCCACAAAGUCUCCAUGACCUCCAAGAUUUUUUGCAAUCUCCAUGGCUGUUUGGUCACACAUUUUCUAGCGUGGCCUAAAUGAUAACUCGUCAAAUCUUAAUGACACUAUGUAUACAUCAUUGGGAUUAUUUAACAUCACAACCGUAACGUUGCUGCUCUCUCAUCUUUUAGUUCUUCUACAAGUGUUAUUUAUUUUGAAUAAUUUAUAGAUAUUAUGUAAACAUUGGACCCGUAAUAUCCUAGGUCUCAAGCUUUAUUCAUAAGUCCUAUGUUGCAACCCAGUUACUCUGUUUAUUAUUUACCAAUUUUAACACGUUUAUUUAAAUGAAUAAAUGAUUCUUUUUCAUCGGUUA
Messenger RNA from Paramisgurnus dabryanus, 3355 nucleotides. RefSeq names its product COP1 E3 ubiquitin ligase (gene cop1). NCBI's taxonomy places the organism in Eukaryota, Metazoa, Chordata, Actinopteri, Cypriniformes, Cobitidae. The record is from RefSeq and is a predicted model, not a curated record. Gene Ontology annotation, molecular function: ubiquitin protein ligase activity; protein binding. Gene Ontology annotation, biological process: proteasome-mediated ubiquitin-dependent protein catabolic process.